Messenger RNA from Vigna radiata var. radiata (mung bean), 1277 nucleotides. RefSeq lists its product as uncharacterized. The record is from RefSeq and is a predicted model, not a curated record. NCBI's taxonomy places the organism in Eukaryota, Viridiplantae, Streptophyta, Magnoliopsida, Fabales, Fabaceae. Bases 96 to 377 code for a protein of 93 amino acids. The transcript has 3 exons.
AAAUAAUAGUGAAAAAGGACAAAACCCUCAGCAAAACCCUUUCUUGAACGGUGACAAGUGAAAGCCCUAACUCUGGAAUUUGGUGGGUGGCUGCAAUGGCUUCUCGUUAUAGAUCUGUUUCCCAACCAGCAUUGUCCUUUAUCAAAUCCACCAUCACAAAACCAGCUUCCAAGCCCACACCCUCAGCUUUUCUCCUCAAAACUCGUUCUCCGGUUACGGCCAGGUGGGUGGGUGGGGAGCUCGGUUGCCUGCAGUCGCUGCUUCCGCUGCACUCGGCGGUGUCGUCGGCGCGCCUCACUUCUUGUCUAGGCAUCGAUUCGAGUAGGUCGAGGUCGUUGUCCCAGGGUAUGCUCUGCAGUGCCAAUCCCGGAGUUUGAUUUCUCCAAUUCUUUUUUACCCCUUUCUUCUCUAAUGUAGAAUAUACUGCAACAGAAGGGUGAUCAAAUUAAAGAGAAUACAGGGACACAACAGUAACUGAGGGCUGAGAGAACACACGACAGACUGGAACAGAACGACUUGGAUCAUGGUGUGGCCAGAGAACACUUAAGGUUUACUAAAAUUCUGAUUUCCAAAGGAUAAGAGGGGAGAUUCAACUCUCACAUUAUUUAGUACAUGUUAGUUAACGGUCUUAGUUAGUUAAUUGUUAGAUUCAGUAAGUUUCUUGUAAUUAGGGGAUUGAACAAAACGGAGUAAGGCAUGCAGUUGGUUAUAAAUGGGACGGAGGAUCCAGAGAAGGGUAUCCUUUCAUUUGAGAAGUGCAGACCGCCAAGUCUCUGUGAGCGUGAUCAUACUAUAUUCAGGGGACUUUUUCUCAUUUUCUGUAUAAUUCUGAUCCCGUUUCUGUCAUAGACAAUUAUACUUUUCCUAAGCGUUGUCUCAAUAAACAACUUAGGUGACAACAAUGCUAUGCUUGUUAUUCAUUGGUUUCAUCCAUGUGAUGAAUAGCAUUUGGAAACCCAUUUAAAAAGUAAAAAAUGAUAUUUGGAAUGUAGAAGCUAAAACUAUCAAGUUCUCAGUAAAUGUGUAAAACCAAAUCUGGGAUGUGAACAAAAUAAUUCAUCUAUAAUUCUCCUUUUCAAUUUCCAUGUAAAACCAAAGGAUGCAAUGCCUGCCUGCUGCUACCUUGUAUGUUUAUUUACCUUCAAGCUUCAGCCUUUUUACAUAUUCACAGCCAUUUUUUCACGAACUGCGUCGCUUUGAUUUUUUGCUCUGGUACUGUUUGUGUUAAAAGUCACUUGCUUUGCUUAGUUAUUAUUCUGUUGUGUAGAUAAGACUUC